CCCGCACCAUUGGAAGAAGUAUGGGAGAUUUAAAAAUGAUCGUAAGCUGCACCUCAUCCGAUUCAAGUGUGGAAAACUUCUACAAGGAUUCGGUUGUCCUUAUCACCGGCGGAACGGGAUUUAUCGGAAAAGUUCUUAUUGAAAAAUUACUGCGGUGCUUUGAGGUGAAGAAAAUCUAUCUGUUGUUACGUGAAAAGAAAAAUGUGAAAUCCAAAGACCGCCUGAAGGAGAUACUACAGGAACCGAUCUUCCAUGUAGUAAGAAACAAUAAUCCAACGCCAGCGAGUGUGUUUUCGAAAGUGAUCGCGAUCGACACCAAUUUCCAGCAGGACAAAAUUAUAAGUGAUCGUGAUCGCGAACUGCUUCUGUCCGAGGUCACUAUUGUGUUUAACGUGAUGGCGUCGGUGAAAUUCAAUGAACACAUUGAAUCUGCUCUGGAUACGAACGUGAACUGUUCGCGAAAACUUUUCGAUAUGGUCACUCAAAUGCAUCAAGUUCGGUCGAUCGUUCACGUGUCAACGUUCUACUCAAACUGCGAUCGAUCCCACAUAGAGGAACGAAUCUUCGACGAUGUUCCAUUUGGUGGCUAUGACAAUAUUCUUCGAAUCUUCAGGCAUCUCAGCGACUCCGAAAAGAAUAAACUAACCCCGGCAAUACUGGGUCCAAUGCCCAACAGUUACACCUUUAGCAAAAAGUGCGCCGAAGUAAUGAUCCAGCAGAGAUACUCCCAUCUACCGAUUGUCGUCUUCCGACCGCCGAUCGUGAUUUCCUCUUACCAGGAACCGAUUCCAGGCUGGGUGGACAAUUUCAACGGGAUCGCUGGUAUGUGCAUACCGAUGACGCAAGGCAAAAUAUACUGCGCCCGGGGGGAACCGGAUCUGCCGAGUCACUCGGUACCGGUGGACUACUGUGUGGCGGCACUGCUGGCGGUCGGUGCCGAAGUAAGGAAGAAUCUUAUCCCGGAACGGAGUCGGUAUCCGGCCGUGUAUAACUUCGCCACCGACUGCAACAACAUUAGAUGGGGAGAGUACGGCCGGAAGGCUGCCGAUGGGUGUGAAACGCGGCUGGGAAAAUUUUUCGGGUGA
Topomyia yanbarensis is the source of this 1085-nucleotide messenger RNA. Its product is annotated as fatty acyl-CoA reductase wat-like. Gene Ontology annotation, molecular function: alcohol-forming very long-chain fatty acyl-CoA reductase (NADP+) activity. The record is from RefSeq and is a predicted model, not a curated record. Gene Ontology annotation, cellular component: peroxisome. Gene Ontology annotation, biological process: long-chain fatty-acyl-CoA metabolic process. The coding region runs from base 21 to 1085 and encodes 354 amino acids. The transcript has a single exon. Lineage: Eukaryota; Metazoa; Arthropoda; Insecta; Diptera; Culicidae.